ACAACACAAAAAUUCCAAUUAAUAACUUUUAGAAUUUACCUUGUUUUAACAAAAUCAAAUAAGCUGUGGUUUGCAAUUUCCAGCGCCACAGUGGAGAGUGGAGAUUGCUUACUCAUUUCAAUUCAAAAUCCACAAUGUCCACGAAACCCAUACACGACGAACACCUCUCGUCAUCGGAGGAGGAGGAGGAGGAGGAGGAGCUUCUUACACCUUCAACCUCCUCCUCUCGUCUUCAUGAGAUCCUUAACUCAGUAUCCAAUUCUGUUGAAGAAGGAGACCCUGAACAAUCUCAAAAUUCGGUGGCAGAUUUGAUUGACUUCCUUAAUUCGGUCUCUGAUGAUGCCCUUUCAGACCCAGAUAACGAAAAUGCCAAAAACAAGGCUUUUCAUGUUCUCUCACAACUCCACCAUUAUGUUUUUUCUCCUUCGUUUGACGAGGCAACAGUUGAUGCACUUUCGUUUGAGCUGCCUAAAGCAGCUUCAAGAUUUGGAGGGGUCUCAGAUAAAUGCUUGGUCAUUGCUGGUAAAGUGAUUGACCGGUUUGUGUCAUUGUGUAGUCCUCGAGAGAUGCUUCCCAUUCUCUGUGAGGCAUUAGAUUCCCCAAGUGAAAUGAACAGUGGUUCUAGUUAUUUUGUCCCUCUUCUAAAUGGGCUUUCUCAAGUUCUUAUAUCCAUUCAGAAGCGGCACUUUGAACAACUAAAAACGGCAAUCCCCAUUGUUGUCAAAGUUUUAAUGGCUGUGUCUUCAGAGUUUGACAAUGACUGUACAGAACUGAAAGAUCUUUAUGAUGGAGCUUUGAGUAUAGCGAAUUCAGUACAUUCAGUUUGCAUAAAACAGGAGGGUAGUGUAAAUGAGAAGAUUCGUGCUCUACUUGGCCUAUAUGUCCUGCAAAUUAUGGCGCUGGCCUCAAUCAACAUGAAUUUUAUGGUGUUAAGCUUGCAACCCUUGGUAGCACAACUAUCAAGUUUCUUACCUUAUUGUGGUUUGUCAUAUCUUGGCUUAAUAACUGGAUCUGAUGUUGACAGAAUGAUUGGCAUUGCCUUUGAAGAUGAUGUAGAUGAAUAUGUGAGUUGCUUGUCUUAUGUCAAACAUGGCGCAUCCUUUUCAGUGAUUUGGGGCCAUAUUUCUGAAGUGGUUGUGACGGCUGCCAAGGAGGACUUGGGCGCUCUUCAUGUGGAACUUCAAGAUGACCACAUGAAAAGGUGGGAAGCUAUUGGGAUGUUAAGACAUAUACUUAGUUAUCUUCUGGUGCCAUGGGAGUUAAAGAAAUGUGCCAUCAACAUCUUGAUUUGCAUUACAGAUGCAAAUAAUUCUCAGAGGUGUGAUGAAGAACAGACUGACUGCACGUCUUAUAUGCCCAAUCUUUAUUCUGCUCUGCAGGCUGUUCAACAGGUUAUCAUGUUUGCGAGUGAAUCAGAGUUACGGAGGAAUGCCUUUGAUGCAUUCAAGAGGAUACUGGCUGAUGUUCCCACUUCUCAGAGGUUUGACAUUUUAAAAGCUUUGAUCAAAAACAGUGACUCUUCGUCGAUGAUUGCGAUUCUUUUAGACGUUGUCAGAGGGGAAAUGCAGAAGAAAAACUGUCUAAGACCAAAUGAUAACGAUAUGAACAGAGAGAAUAAAGCACACCAACUUUCCCCCUUUUGGAGUGCCAGUGUUCUCGAACUGGUGGAGUUUGUUUUAAGGCCUCCCAGGGGUGGACCUCCUCCCCUUCCCGAGCAUGGUGAUGCGGUUCUAUCUGCGCUCAACUUUUACCGAUUUGUGUUGUUAACAGAGUCAGAAGGAAAAACAAACUAUACUGGAAUAGUGUCUAAAAACAAUUUAGAAAAGGCAUACAACGAGUGGCUUCUUCCUCUAAGAACUCUGGUGAGUGGCAUAGAGGCAGAGAAUAAUAAGGGCGAUCGUGUUCAAACAACGGUUGACAUUCUUUGUUCUCUAAACCCCAUUGAAAUGGUUUUGUACCGUUGUAUCGAGCUUGUUGAAGAAAAGCUUAAGCAAUCUACUUAGUUGUUUUAUUACAUAUUCUUUUCCUUGCAUUGCAUUACAAUGAAGGACAGUUGGUUUUAAUUACAUUACAAAAUAAUGUGUUUGAAUUUUGUGUCAAUUUCUACUAAUUCCAUUGUUUUAUUUAUAA
Cannabis sativa is the source of this 2130-nucleotide messenger RNA. Its product is annotated as aberrant root formation protein 4. Gene Ontology annotation, cellular component: cytoplasm. The record is from RefSeq and is a predicted model, not a curated record. The transcript is spliced from 14 exons. Gene Ontology annotation, molecular function: ubiquitin-protein transferase inhibitor activity. NCBI's taxonomy places the organism in Eukaryota, Viridiplantae, Streptophyta, Magnoliopsida, Rosales, Cannabaceae. Bases 135 to 2003 code for a protein of 622 amino acids.